AUGCUGCUGGACAGCAGCAACCAGAACGAUACAACCCUUCCGGCCACUUCCGGCGUAGCGUUAGGUGCUCUGGAGUUCAUAGUAAAGAUAGGACUGGGCACGCCCAAAGAGGACUUCCUGGUAAUGUUCGACACGGGAAGUGACGUGACAUGGGUGCAGUGCGAGCCCUGCCCAAGCUCCUGCCACCCUCAAGAAGGACCAAGGUUCAAUCCCUCUGCCUCCGCCACAUUCCAGUACUUCCCCUGCAAUUCAAGCCAAUGCCGGGAGCUUAGGAACGAAGGAAAUCAAACAGCAUGCGACGGAUCAAUUAGGUGUGCGUAUGAGGUAAGGUACGGGGAUGGCACGGUACACUCAAGCGGUCAUCUCGGACGGGACACCUUGACGCUGACGAGCAGCGACGUGUUUGGCAACUUCCCCUUUGGCUGUGGCCUGGAGCAGGUAGGCAAUUUCGGAAGAGAAGCAGGGCUGCUGGGACUGGGACGGAACAAGCUGUCCCUCGUGUCCAUGACGGCCAAGUACUACGACAGCGUCUUCUCCUACUGCCUUCCAUCCUCCAGCUCAACCGGGUUCUUGACAUUCGGACCUGAUCCAGGGUCCGAAUCCGCUUCAUUUACAAGGCUGCUCACUGUUCCCCAAGUACCAACCUUCUACCUUGUGUCGUUGAUAGGCAUCAGCGUGGAAGGGAAGCCCCUGAACAUGUCUUCUUCCGGAGGCAUGAUCCUGGACUCAGGCACCUCCUUCACCCUUCUGCCGGAUCCAGUGUACGCUGCACUGAAGUCGGCGUUUGGUUCCCACAUGUCCGCGUACAGUUCUGUUCCGGGAACCCACGGCCUGGACACCUGUUAUGACUUUUCAGGGCACACGGAUAUCUUGAUCCCCAGGGUCACGUUUCACUUCGACGGAGGAACGGAUUUGGAUCUCCAAGCCGACGCUAUCAUGAUCGGUGCCAGCAUGAGCGAGGUUUGCUUGGCCUUUGUUCCGCACGAGCAGCUGGGGAUCUUAGGGGGUUGGCAGCAGAAGAGGACGCAGAUCAUUUACGACCUAGCUGGGUCUAGAAUAGGAUUGGUACCCGGAGCAUGCAGUUAA
Nymphaea colorata (pocket water lily) is the source of this 1086-nucleotide messenger RNA. RefSeq names its product aspartyl protease AED1-like. The record is from RefSeq and is a predicted model, not a curated record. The transcript has 2 exons. The coding region runs from base 1 to 1086 and encodes 361 amino acids. NCBI's taxonomy places the organism in Eukaryota, Viridiplantae, Streptophyta, Magnoliopsida, Nymphaeales, Nymphaeaceae. Gene Ontology annotation, biological process: proteolysis. Gene Ontology annotation, molecular function: aspartic-type endopeptidase activity.